Acanthoscelides obtectus is the source of this 2722-nucleotide messenger RNA. NCBI's taxonomy places the organism in Eukaryota, Metazoa, Arthropoda, Insecta, Coleoptera, Chrysomelidae. The record is from the annotation of a GenBank genome assembly.
GGAGCGAAUCGUACCCUAACCGAAUCACUUUUAUAUCUACAAAAUGUGAUGUUACUGCAAAUAUUCCUAGAUACUAAAAUGAUUUUCUUCAUAAUGAACUUUUUAGGUUAUAAACUACAACAAGCGAAUUGUUUUUUCUUGGACGUACAACAGUUUCCUGCUUGUAAUACAAAUCACUUUCACUGUUUAAAAUGACAACAAUUAAUUUUGAAUUUGUAAUGAUUUUUGUUAGAGGAAUCACCACUUUCACUUUAUCAUUAUUUAGCAUGUGAAAAUUCGCACUUUUGCUGCGUGUGGCAGCCUUGUUUAUGCAGACUUUUGAGGUUAUUUUUCGUAAAUCUACAAAAAUAAAAGUUACCGUUCUCAAAUGGUUUGUUUUUGUUAACAAAUUCAUAGUGGAUCAUCUGCUUCUUACGAUGCAUAAACUCAAAUCCUCGCAGAAGGAGAAAGUUAAGAAGUUCAUAUCUUUCACACAAACGGGCGAAAAUACAGCCAUUUAUUGCCUUACCCAGAAUGAUUGGAAAUUGGACCUAGCCAGUGACAACUACUUCCAGAAUCCAGAUGCAUACUACAAAGAGCCCCGAAGCGUGGACAAAAAGAAGCUCGAAGCCCUGUACAACAAGUACAAAGACCCCAAUGAACCAGACAAGAUCACCGUCGAUGGAAUCAUGAAAUUCCUGGAUGACCUGAAUCUAACUCCAGAGUCAAAGCUGGUGCUGAUCAUAGCUUGGAAGUUCAAAGCCGCCACCCAGUGCGAGUUCACCAGAGACGAGUUUGUGAAUGGCAUGACGGAGUUGGGUUGUGAUAGCAUCGAAAAGUUAAAGGCACGGUUGCCUACGUUAGAAAAUGAACUUAAAGACAACUUCAAAUUCAAAGACUUUUAUCAAUUUACGUUUAAUUACGCGAAAAAUCCAGGCCAGAAAGGACUUGAUUUGGAUAUGGCUAUUGCGUAUUGGAAUAUUGUCCUGAAAGGAAAGUUCAAGUUUUUAGACCUGUGGUGCCAAUUUUUACAGGAGAAUCACAAACGAUCCAUCCCGAAAGACACGUGGAACCUCCUACUGGACUUCGCGCAGCAGAUCGCGGACGACAUGAGCAACUACGACGAGGAGGGCGCUUGGCCUGUCUUGAUCGACGAUUUCGUCGAAUGGGCGACAGCGAAAGCGAAAGAAAGUCAGCAACCACACAGCACCAGCACCCAUCUCGACUAGCACACUGUCGCCGUUGUUCUCCUACAGCUCGUUGAUUUUUAUAAAAUCCAAUGGCAGUAAACCAUGCGUUACUUUACAAAUCUGUCUGAUGAUCGGGAAUAAGCUGGGGCGUUUGUUUCGUUCUUUUUUACAAGGGAGAACCGGGGAGGGUGUUAAAAAUUAAAGGCCUGUAAAUUAAGUAAUGAGACUGUUUGAGACCAACGUGCUUUUUUACGGAAUACGCUUCAUUGAACGUAGAUGCGUAUUCUGGGUAUACACCUCGUAAGUCACGACAUUCCUCCAGGUCAAAUGAUUCUACGCAAUACACGUACAGUGCAAAAACAACGUAAGGCGAAUCACAUGCUCUCCUGUCACCCGUCCAAACCCGGCGCGUCCAGUGUUGCCAGAUCCAGCGCUACGUUGCCAGUCUCAUUACUCAAUUUACAGACCUCGUACGUCUAGCGCCGAGAGAUGGCAGCGGACAUUAUCGAAGCAUAACUCUUGCAGCUUAUCACAGAAUCUAUUCGCCAAGAGCGAAGUGCAUAGUGAGGAGAACUAAAUCGAUCGCAGUAUAUAAAAAGGGAACAUUGUCGCCUGGAUGUGGAAACAUUGCAGAAGUGAUCUAUAUGGCGCGAUCUGUUUCAUGUGGGGCAACUGAGGUCUUGAAAUAGUGCAAAUAUUUAACUAUCGUUAUCUGUCAGAUCUAAAGCGAGUUGUCAGUUUAAAAUUUAUAUUAUUCCUAACCUCCUGGCGCGGCACCCAACGCGCGGACAGCUUUCUGAUGCAUAAAUGUUGGUGUAAUGUGUGACAAACACGUUCUUUUGACAUCUUCAUAACCUCUGCUAUAUCUCAUACUUUAAUUCGGCGGUCGUCUGCAGUUUUUGGACGUCCCGAACGUUCAAUGUCUCCCAAGCUCUUACGGCCACGUUUAAAUUCAGUUGCCUGAGGCAAAUGAUGGUGCAUACAAAGAAUCCAACUCAUCUUUGAUUUGCGACAGAUAUUUAAUGACAGCUCGAUACUCAAACGACUGUUACAUAACAACUUCUGGCUAAAACUUUGGUGAGUAACUGACAACAGACUAAUAACGAAAUUGACUAGCUUUUAUUUACGAGUGCUGCCAUCUCCACGUUGAGGCCGGAAACUAUUCGGAUCACCCUCGUAAAAAAUUAAGGUAUGCUCAUUUGACCAAUGAGCGUCGCUUGUAUCCUUCAGCCUCCUCUUAAUAACACAAAUGGCAUAUCAUAGUCACCUUCAUGCAGACUGUACUGUAAAGUAACGAAAAAUGGAAGCUCGAAGAGUUUCUGUUUCCGGAAGACGCCUCUAGUGGAAAGUACUUUAUUUUGGAGAUUGUGCCGGGGAUAAUCUUUUCAGUUUUGUUCGGUUUUUUGUUGCGUACUUUAUUUCGUAACUGUAUAUAAAUACUAGAUUCUCCUUUCCACGUAGCGUGGAGUAAAAUAAAUAUAUUGUAAAUUUUCUGGCAAAGAGAAAUUGUUCGAUGUAAGCUACGUUUAUUAAGAAAAUUAGGAAAAACGAAA